Molecule: messenger RNA, 1533 nt
Organism: Mycena citricolor
Lineage: Eukaryota; Fungi; Basidiomycota; Agaricomycetes; Agaricales; Mycenaceae
Source: the annotation of a GenBank genome assembly
UUUGUCUUUCCUCCUCCCUUCAUUUCCGUAAAGGCCUAUAAAGAGUGCCGUAGCCUCACGCUCCCUUCCCUGUGCUUCCGCUGCGACCCACCUCCACUCUCCUUCCUCCAAGAUGCUUUUCCAGCUCCCUUCCUCAGUGCUCUUCCUGGCCCUCCUUGUUCUCACGGAGGCCUCUCAGAACCAUGGCGCCCACCUCGCAAAUAUGCGUCGCCGCCAUCUCAACCCCCGUGCUUCUGCCGGAGUAUCUGAGCUAGCUACGCCUACACGCUCCGUGGCCUCACGCCGUCGCGCCUGCAAGGCGAAGUCAUCGAGCGCUCUCUCCUCCUCAUCCGCCCCCACCUCCUCCUCCGCUGCCGCCGCUGGUAUCGUCAAUGUUGGCGGCUCGCCGACCACCACUUCGACCACGGACGCACACACCACGGAGACGAGCACCACUACUACCAAGCAGGCCACCCACACCAAAGCUACCCCUACCACGACCUCGACACAAGCCGCCACUACCGUCGCCAAGCAGGCAGGGGGAAGUGGUGCUUUGCCGACAGUAGCUGGGCCCGCUGGUCAAUUUGCUCCCGUCAAGCCCUCCGAUUGGCCCUCCGUUACCCAGGCCGGGGCCAAGCCGUCAUACACCGUCGCCACAUCCUCCGAUCCCUACCUCAAAGCCCUCUCUGAGGCUAUGGACAACUCGGGCAACUCGCUGUUCACAGAGGUGAAGACUGGUGGUGACAUGACCUAUUAUGGUCAAGGUCUUGGAGCAUGCGGUGACGUCUACGACAACGAGUCUUUCACCGCCGCUGUCUCUGAGAUCGUCUUUGACGCAUGGCCAGGAGCUGACGGCAGUGCCCAGAACCGUAACCCCAUUUGCGGUCCUUUCGUCCCCGGUCGUCAGGCCCUCACCGCCCAGGGCCUGAUGGCCACCACAAUCAAGUCUUCCGUCCCUGGGUUCGCUCAGGUCGGCGGAGACGGACUGAUCAACUGCGUCGGAUCCGCCGACGUGCAGUGCCACGUUCCCCUCACUGCUACCGUCACACACGGCAGCAAGAGCAUUCAAGUGCGAAUCGUCGACCGAUGCGUUGGCUGCAAACCCAACGACAUCGAUCUCACGCCUGCUGCAUUUGCGGCUCUUGCGGAUCCGGCACUUGGGCGCACUAGCGUCACCUGGCAGUUCAACAACUGGUAGACGCAGUCUGGCCUACGCAUAUAGCGCCGGCUGGUUGUGUGCUUCUUAUCCGGCUGUGCUUUUUGCACUGCACAGCGAUUAGACUGUUUAUGCGGGGGAUGCCAGUCCAGGCCAGUUCUGUACGUGGAGCACUCUCCCGGUGACCAGCUAGACGCGUCGUGCAUUGCUGGCGAUGCAUCCCGCGUUCUGAUCGUUAUUCUUUUUUACUGACGACUACUGGAUUUGUUGUUAAAUAAUGUUACAUAAAUAGAGCUGUUCAGCAGUCGUUUCAAACACGAUUUUUAGCUAGUAGUUUGUAAAAUAUGAGUGGAGCUUAGGAAAAUCUGAGUUGCAAACAAUACCGGAUGAACGCCGGG